AUGGAUGACACCUUAUCUAUAUCAACUGACUUCAUAGAUGAUCAAAUACAAAAAUAUGAUUUCAAUGAACCAUUAAUUAUUAAUAUUAGUGGACCUCAAGGAUCAGGUAAAUCAUAUUUAACUAAUCAAUUAUAUAAUUAUUUAAAAUCCAAAUAUCAUCAACAUCAUCAUCCAUAUCAAUUAAAUACCAUUCAAUUUUCAAUGGAUGAUUUUUAUUUAUGUAAAUCUGAUCAAGAUAAACUUAAUAAUACCACAAAAAAUCCAUUAUUAAAAGGUAGAGGAUUACCAGGAACUCAUGAAUUGACAUUAUUAAGUGAUACAUUUAAUAAAUUGAUCAAUAAUUACAAAAAGUGCAAACAAUCUAAUGGUGGUUGGGAAGUGAUUAAAAUACCAAGUUAUAAUAAAGGAGCAUUUAAUGGAAUAGGUGAUCGAUCAAUUGAUAAUUAUACCUUAAUUGAAACACCAAUAGAUAUAAUUAUUUUUGAAGGUUGGUUUAAUGGAUUUUAUUCAUUAGAUCCUACCAUUUUACAAUUAAAAUAUUUAACCUCUUCACCAUCACCAAUAACUCCUAAAGGAAUAUCAUUACAAUCAUUUAAAUUAUAUGAUUUACAAGAAAUCAAUAAUAAUUUGAAAAAUUAUGAAUCGAUGAUUUGGCCAUUCUUCAAAAUUUCCAUAAUUUUCCAUACUAAUGAAAUAAUUAAUGUUUAUCCUUGGAGAUUACAACAAGAACAUGAAUUAAUUAAAUCGGCAAAAGAAAAAGGGUUAACAAUUGGGAUGAAUAAUGAUGAUGAAAUUAUUAAAUUUAUUAAUCGAUAUAUGCCAAUUUAUUUAUUAUAUUAUGAAGAUUUAUGUGAUUAUGGAAUUAAAAAUUGUCAAAAUUUGAUUAUAUCAAUUGAUAGUAAUAGGAAAGUUAUCAACAAGAAGAUUUUAAAGGAACCAUCAUUAAAACCUUAA
This is a messenger RNA of Candida dubliniensis CD36, 954 nucleotides long. RefSeq names its product putative ATP-dependent kinase. The coding region runs from base 1 to 954 and encodes 317 amino acids. The record is from RefSeq and is a predicted model, not a curated record. Gene Ontology annotation, cellular component: cytoplasm. The transcript has a single exon. Lineage: Eukaryota; Fungi; Ascomycota; Pichiomycetes; Serinales; Debaryomycetaceae.